UAUCUACAUCUAUAUCUCUCUGUAUAUCUCCAUCUCUCUCUCCAAAUUUCACACCUCAUUUUCAUAACUUCCCAUUUAUAUAUAUUUCUUCAAUCAAUUCAUGUAUUAACAUUAAUUAACACUUGCUUCAUUCCAUUUCUUUGUUUUUCAGGUUUGAAACUGUGGCAAGUAUAAUGAGAAGCCCUAACAGGUAUCACCUGUUGGAAUACUUAUAUGGUUUUCUACUAUUAGGCAACCUAAUUCAUGUAGUUUUAGCUGCGGAUUAUGUCCCGGCCGACAAGAUUUUGUUAAAUUGUGGUGCAAAUGGUGAGUUGAGUGAUGAUGAUGGUAGACAAUGGACAUCAGAUGCCGGGUCAAAGUUUGCGUUAGGUUCUAGUUCAAUAGCUUCAGAGGCAGCAACGCAAAAACCUUCUGUGCCGACAGUCCCUUAUAUGACUGCUCGUAUAUUCAGAUCAGAAUUCACUUAUAGUUUUCCUGUAGCAUCGGGUAGGAAGUUUGUUCGUCUUUACUUCUAUCCUGCUUCAUAUGCCAACCUUAAUGCCUCCAAAGGCGUGUUUUCAGUCGUUUCUGGCUCGUAUACCCUUUUGAAAAACUUUAGUGCGUCCGAGACUGCAACCAAUCUGAACUUUGAUUUCAUAUCUAAGGAGUAUUCGGUGAAUGUUGAUUCUGGGACAUUGAAUUUGACAUUCACUCCUGCUCCCGGAACACCUGAUUCGUAUGCAUUUGUUAAUGGUAUUGAAAUUGUGUCUCAUCCAGAUAUUUAUGCUUCUGCCGGAAACACCAUGAUUGUUGGUUCUAGCACAGGUUAUGACAUAAACAACAACACUGUUCUUGAAAAUGUCUAUCGGUUAAAUGUUGGUGGGCAGGCUAUUUCGCCUUCUAAGGAUACCGGGCUUUUUAGAUCAUGGGGAGGUGAUACUCCAUAUAUCUUUGGGGCUUCCAAUGGGGUUUCUGUAGCUACGGAUCCAAACAUUACUAUCAGUUACCCUUCAGGCAUGGAAGAUUACGUUGCACCAGUGGAUGUAUAUAAAACCGCUAGGUCAAUGGGUCCAACUCCAGAAGUCAACACAGGCUAUAAUCUGAGUUGGUACUUUGACGUUGACACCGGCUUCUCAUACCUGGUUAGACUUCAUUUCUGUGAAAUUGCUCCGGAUUUCACCCGCAUUAAUCAACGAGUAUUUGAAAUCUUCAUCAAUAAUCAAACCGCAGAGACCGAGGCUGAUGUGAUUGCUUGGGCAACAAAAAGGGAGGUGCCUGUGUAUAAGGAUUAUGUCGUCUUUUUUGCCCUUGGCGCGCCCCGUGAGGAUCUGUGGCUAGCACUGCAUCCAAACACUGCAUUAAAGCCACAAUAUUUUGAUGCAAUCUUGAAUGGUGUGGAGAUAUUCAAGAUAAACGCUAGUGAUGGUAAUCUCGCAGGAUCACUUCCAGCCCCUGCUCCAGUACAACCAAUCAUUGACCCAAAUAGGGGUUUGUCAUCACCCAAGUCUGGUAAAUCAAGCAAAACCGGGAUAAUUGGUGGCAGUGUUGGUGGUGGCAUUGCUGCUGUUCUUCUUAUUGGUCUGUUUGUUUGCUUUCUUACCCGUAAAGGCAAGCAACGAAAGGAUCCAAGCUCGAGUGAUGGCCCAUCCGGUUGGCUGCCACUUUCCUUGUAUGGAAACUCCCACUCUUCGGGUUCUACCGCCAAAACAAACACCACGGGAAGCUAUGCGUCAUCUCUACCUUCAAACUUAUGCCGACAUUUUUCAUUUUCAGAGAUCAAAGCAGCCACCAAAAACUUUGAUGAAACUUUACUUCUUGGUGUUGGUGGAUUCGGGAAAGUCUAUAAAGGUGAAAUAGAUGGUGGAACGACUAAAGUUGCUAUUAAACGUGGAAAUCCGUUAUCUGAUCAAGGUGUAAACGAAUUCCAAACAGAAAUUGAGAUGCUUUCAAAGCUUCGUCACCGUCACCUUGUAUCUUUGAUUGGUUAUUGUGAAGACAACAAUGAAAUGAUUUUGGUAUACGAUUACAUGGCUCAUGGGACUCUUCGUGAGCAUCUUUACAAGUCCCAAAACCAACCAUUACCAUGGAAACAAAGGCUGGAGAUUUGCAUAGGAUCUGCACGUGGUCUUCAUUAUCUUCACACGGGUGCCAAGCACACAAUCAUCCAUCGUGAUGUAAAGACAACUAAUAUCCUCCUAGACGAGAAAUGGGUUGCUAAAGUUUCUGACUUUGGGCUAUCCAAAACAGGGCCUGCUUUGGAUCACACUCAUGUUAGCACCGUGGUCAAAGGUAGUUUUGGAUAUUUAGAUCCUGAAUACUUCAGAAGACAACAAUUAACGGAUAAAUCUGAUGUUUACUCAUUUGGGGUGGUUCUUUUUGAGAUAUUAUGUGCCCGUCCUGCUCUAAACCCAACACUUCCAAAGGAACAAGUGAGCUUAGCCGAAUGGGCUCAACAUUGUCACAAGAAGGGUAUUCUCGACCAGAUUAUAGACCCAUAUCUAAAGGGAAAAAUCUCGCCUGAAUGUUUCAAGAAAGUGGCAGAGACAGCAGUAAAGUGUGUGGCAGACCAAGGGAUUGAGCGGCCAUCAAUGGGUGACGUGUUAUGGAACCUUGAAUUCGCUCUGCAACUUCAAGAGAGUGCAGAAGACAGUGGCGGCAAAGGUGCAUUGGAUUUGGAAGAGGGAGUUUAUGACGAAUUGCCACUAAAAGGGAAGGUGGCUGAUGAUGGUUAUGAAGGAAAUGUGACAGAUUCAAGAAGUACCGGAAUGUCAAUGAGCAUUGGUGGGAGGAGUUUGGCUAGUGAGGACUCGGAUGGUUUAACACCGAGUGCGGUUUUCUCACAAAUAAUGAACCCGAAAGGUCGUUAAAAUGGCGGAUUCCGGUUAGGUGCCGGAAAGUUAAUCUUAUUGUGAUAAAUUUGUAUUCUAUUCUUUUUUCUACACACAGGGUUGAUUACUUUGAGCCCUUUUUUUCAUUCUUUUUUUUGGUUACUUUGCAAUGGGAUAAUAUCUCUAAUUAUAAACUAUAAGUUGUAUGUACAAGUUUAACAGUCUUUUACAUAAUUGUUCAUUUGAUGCUCUUGGGAUUAA
Erigeron canadensis is the source of this 3068-nucleotide messenger RNA. RefSeq names its product receptor-like protein kinase FERONIA. NCBI's taxonomy places the organism in Eukaryota, Viridiplantae, Streptophyta, Magnoliopsida, Asterales, Asteraceae. The transcript is spliced from 2 exons. Gene Ontology annotation, molecular function: protein kinase activity; ATP binding. The record is from RefSeq and is a predicted model, not a curated record. The coding region runs from base 174 to 2846 and encodes 890 amino acids. Gene Ontology annotation, biological process: protein phosphorylation.